Molecule: messenger RNA, 2326 nt
Organism: Cheilinus undulatus (humphead wrasse)
Lineage: Eukaryota; Metazoa; Chordata; Actinopteri; Labriformes; Labridae
Gene: luzp2
Product: leucine zipper protein 2
Exons: 12
Coding region: 52-1101 (349 amino acids)
Source: RefSeq, a predicted model, not a curated record
GGAAAGGCAAAAAAGCAUCUGAGAAGGGAGAAAGGAGACGGGAGUCUGAGAAUGAAAUUCAUCCAGGCUAUUUGCUUGCUGCUUCUCUUUCCAGCUUUGAGCAUCAACACCAGACAAAGCUAUGAUGGGCUGGAGAAGAAGCUGAAGGAAGUCUUCAGUGAAAGAAGCAGCAUCCUGCACCAGCUCUCCAAGACUUCAAAGGAGCUGGACAGCAUAAAAGGCAAUCUUCAGUCGCUGAAAAACGAUGACUCAGUGGCCAAGAAGGAUGUGCAGAGGAUUCUGGAGCUCAGCCACAAACAGAGAGAGGAGAUGAAGUCCCUCCAGGCAGCCUUGCAGAAGCAGCUGGAUGAGGCAAAUGAAAGAGCAGAGAAGCAGCAAGCCACGAUCAAGUUUCUCAAAGUGGAGAUGGAGAAGAAGACAAAGAUCAUCAAGGAUUUGCAGCAAGAGAACAAGAGCUUGAAAAAUAAGCUGCUCUCGGGACACAAACUCUGUGAUGCCUAUGCUGAAGAGUCCAAAAAAAUCCAGGCUCAACUGAAAGAACUGCGGUACGGGAAAAAGGAUUUAAUUUUUAAGGGGCAGCAGCUUAUGGACCUGGAGCACAAGUUAACUGUCGCCAAGGAAGAGCUGGAGAAGACGGCACUGGAUAAAGAGUCUCAGCUGAAGGCGCUGAAGGACACAGUUCACAUCUGCUUCUCAGCUGUCCUGCACAACCAGCCCAGCAGCAGUCACAGAUUUCCCACCUCCCCCACCCACUUGUUCAGAUACUCAUCACUCAUCAACAGCUCCAGAGUCACCUUUCAGCAGCCACAUGCCAAGGAUAUCUCCAAAGUGCAGAGAAUUGUCACAGCCACUAAAUCACCCGUGAACAUCGGAGUAAUGAGGAGAGAGAGCGGUGCCGUUAAAGAGUGCCAGAUGGAAAAGGCCGGGGGCGACUGCUUUCAGAAUCAGGAGGAAUCAACCCCGGAGAGAAAAAAGCAACCAGAGCCAGAAGAGCAAAGGAUCCAGAAUCAGACUGCAGAACUCGACACAAAGCACUCAGACGACAGCAAGGAGGCAGCGGGAGGCGGCAGCAGAAAGACAAAGCCGAACAAACACGACUGAGAGGACGGCGGAGCAUCCAAAAUGCAGAGCCCCUGCAUCGCCUGGAGGAUCUUUUCGAAGAGCACACACUGGCGCACUCUCACAAAAACAUAUGUGCGCUUGACACACACACACACCUACACAUCAACACACACACGGCUACACACUAGGGCUGUCACUUUUUAGUUGAAAUUCAAGCAUUCAUUCGAACCUGAGGGUGAAAGUUCAUAUUCCAGCUGAAAGUCAAAAUACACCCUCUAUCAGUGCACCAUGCAGUCGAAAGUAGUUUACCAUUCGACCCAGCAGAGGGCGCCCUCAGAGAAACUUGUCCGUUGCUUACCCUCUUAAUUAAGAAUAAUGCUAUUUUACAACGGAGGGCCUUAGCAAGCGGGGCAACGAACGGACAGUUACAACACAUGUCAAAGCACUUUGUAAACCCAUGUUUUUAAAAGUGCUAUAUAAAUAAAGUUAUUAUUAUUAUUAUUAUUAUUAUUAUUGUUAUUAACGAAACAUCUUAAAACGGUGUAUGGAAAUAUUUUGGAUUCUACAGGCAGGAUUCUGGCCUAUUUGAAAACAUGCUACUGUGAGCAGAACAGCGAUGGAUGCUUCUCAAUAAAGCGGCUUUCUUGGACCCUUGGUUUCCUCGCCUAGUCCAUCUUUCACCUAAGCCGAGGAAUCUAGUCUGUGAUAGCUUAUCACACAAAAUGGAGGACAAUUAGAGAGAAAAUGACUCUAAAGAAGAAGAGAAGGCAGCUGCGUUGGGUGCGAUGGGUUCUCUGUUUGGGACAACUGAGGAGAUUCAUGAGGGAGACCCCUCUCACUGCCGACUGCAACCCACUGCUUAGGUGGAGCGACACCCGCAGCUCUCAGAGCUGGCUCGUAAAUAUCUGCGUACCAGGAACCUCUGUGCGCUUUGAGCGUGUUUUCUUUAGCGGGUAAUAUUGUAAAUAAAAAGAGAGCAGCAGAUUUAAUUGACAGGCUUGUCUUCUUAGUAAAUAAUCUAAAAAAUAACUACUACCAUUCUAGAUGCCACCAAGGUGAAAGUUUAAUGCAGGGGUGUCAAACUCAAUCACAGCAGGGGUCGAAAUCUGAAAUAAGGUUUAACCUGAGGGCCUAACAGAGUCAAGAUUUAGCCAAAAACUGUCAAUUGUGUUUUCACAGGUAAUGAAUUUUAGGGAAAAUUAAACAGUGAUAAUACAUGAUUAAGAUUUCUACAAAGGAAAAAAAAAAAGUCAAAAUGAUUAAA